This is a messenger RNA of Rhea pennata, 1375 nucleotides long. RefSeq names its product G protein-coupled receptor 143 (gene GPR143). Lineage: Eukaryota; Metazoa; Chordata; Aves; Rheiformes; Rheidae. The coding region runs from base 13 to 1272 and encodes 419 amino acids. The transcript is spliced from 9 exons. The record is from RefSeq and is a predicted model, not a curated record. Gene Ontology annotation, cellular component: plasma membrane; melanosome membrane. Gene Ontology annotation, molecular function: L-DOPA binding; dopamine binding; L-tyrosine binding. Gene Ontology annotation, biological process: melanosome organization; G protein-coupled receptor signaling pathway; regulation of calcium-mediated signaling.
GCCCAGGAGUCGAUGGAGAGGGAAGAUCUUCCUGUGUAUGCCACCUUCCCAAAGGCUGCCGUGGCCUUUUGUACUGAAGCAGCUGGACUCUUCAUGGCUUCUCCCAGGUUGGAAACCUACUGCUGCCCUAACCGAGAUGCAGCCACACAACUAGUGAUGACCUUCCAGCCCAAAGUCUUCUGUGGAGUCUGCAUUGGCAGCACCUCCGUCAAUCUGCUGCUGACCAUCCUGCAGCUCCUGCCAAAGAAGGGACAGAGCCCCAGGAAGAUGCCCAAAGCCUCCUCCUCCUCCACCAUCCUUCUGCUUAUCUCUGCUUGUGACAUCCUUGGUGGCUUAGGUAUGAUCUUCAGAUCAAGUGUAUGGUUAGGCUUUCCAGGCUUCAUAGCCAACAUUUCUGUGGUGAAUGGGACCGACAUAUGGCCUUCUGCUUUCUGUGUGGGAAGCGCGAUGUGGAUCCAGCUAUUAUAUAGUGCUAGCUUCUGGUGGUUAUUUUGCUAUGCUGUCGAUUCUUACUUGGUGGUAAGAAGAUCGGCUGGACUGAGUACAAUUGUCCUGUACCACAUGAUGACAUGGGGCCUAGCAGUCCUGCUCUGCGUGGAGGGAGUUGCACUGCUUUACUACCCGUCUCUUUCCAGUUGUGAAAAUGGCCUGGAGCAUGCAAUUCCGCAUUAUGUCACAACCUAUGCCCCACUCCUACUAGUGCUGGUGGUCAACCCAAUCCUCUUUAGAAGGACGGUAUCAGCAGUUGCCUCCUUACUGAAAGGGAGACAAGGAAUUUACACAGAGAAUGAAAGACGUCUGGGGACAGAGAUCCAGAUCCGCUUUUUCAAAAUUAUGCUGGUAUUCAUUAUCUGCUGGUCAUCCAAUAUCAUCAAUGAGAGCCUUUUAUUCUAUCUUGAAAUGCAGCCAGAUAUCAAUGAAAUACCCCUGAAAAAUAUUAGAAGUGCUGCACUGAUCUCAUGGAUUAUAAUGGGCGUUCUUAAUCCAAUGCAAGGCUUCCUUUACACAUUAGCUUUCUAUGGCUGGACAGGAUGGAGAGUGGAUCUGAAAUGGCAAAAGAGAGAAAUACCCUGGGAAUCAUUGUCCUCAUCAACCGUGGGUGAAAAUGCUUAUCCCUCACCUGUGAACUACCAAAGCAACAUCCAUGAGUCAAAGAAGAUAUCCACAACUGACAGCCAGCAGACCGAUGAGGCUAUAAGCAUGUUGUCUGAAGGUAACACUAGUGGUGAUGACAGGUUAACCAGGAGCUCUCCCAUCUAUCAGGGUUGGUAAUUUAUAGGUGCAUUUAUCUUACUCCCUGCCCCUCCACCCCGCCCAUUGUCAAGACUGAUAAAAUCACCGCACCACGUGAACCAUUACUUACUCUGGAAUUAGG